This is a messenger RNA of Haemonchus placei, 390 nucleotides long. Lineage: Eukaryota; Metazoa; Nematoda; Chromadorea; Rhabditida; Trichostrongylidae. The record is from the annotation of a GenBank genome assembly.
AUGGAUUUCAUGGAAUAUAUGCCGGAAUUCCCAUUCCUCGAAUUGCCGAGUGAAAUUCAAUUAGAAGUUCUCAGAAAACUUUCCGUUCCCGAUAUUUGUGCAUGUCGCUGUGUAUCCGUACAGAUGUAUGCGAUGAUUGAAAAUAAUCGAAUGACUUUGGCAAGGAGGAAAGUGAAAUCCGUCUCGAUUGCCCCGAAUUGGUCCCAACUGGUUCCAAAGCGGAAGAACAUACCACCAGCCGAAUGUCUCAACUAUGAUGAAUUCGAAUUCGCUCGACUUUUCCGUGCUUCUGAUAUUGAAAUGCUGCACAUUGUAAAUGUGAGUUUUGCAUUGCUCUAUGAGAACGUUUAUCUCCCAUUUUGCUCCUUUUUUGUUGCCAUCCUUAACUAA